Chironomus riparius is the source of this 3024-nucleotide messenger RNA. NCBI's taxonomy places the organism in Eukaryota, Metazoa, Arthropoda, Insecta, Diptera, Chironomidae. The record is from the annotation of a GenBank genome assembly.
UUCUUCUAUCUAUUUAUAAUUGUGAAAAAAAAAUCUGUAGAACAUUCAUAUUGGAAAUUUCUCGCUCUAUCUCAGUAUUUCUCCUUCACUUGAGCUACUAACUAGAAAAUUGGUUUUUAUAGUGAAAAAGUUCAGAUUUUUUUUUUUCAUCUUUGCAGUUUCUUUUAUUAUAUAUCCCUUUUUUGCAAAUAAAAUUUCUCAAUAAUUUUUCAUCCUUAUUGCUUCGAAAACUAACCCCAAUCGUUUCAUCCGCAUAAGGUUGAAUGAAUGUGUAUAUUUGUAUGUGGAAAAGUGCAAAAGUGGGAAGAGAAACUUAUUUUAUUAAAAUUUAUGGUUGAAAAUUGAGUUUUGAAUUUUUUCAAUUCAAUUUUUUCUUUGCUCAUAACUUGCUAAAGAAAAAAGAAAAAAGAGAGAAAAAUAGCAAAAACCACUUUUAAGUUUAAAAGCAAAAAAAAACUGUGAGAGAAAAAAAUGGAAAAUUCGUCUUCUAUUCGACGCCGCACGAGUCGUACUACACGCGAAACAACUCCUGAUCCAAAUCGAACAGAAAAAAUAUCGAAAGUACUUGAACAAGACUUUUCAAAAAAUCGAUCCAUAGAAACAGAUUCUAAUGAAACAAGAUAUGUAGUAAAGGGUAUUUUAAAUGUAGGUCCCCCGUCACCCGUGGGGUCAAUUUCUUCAUCCUCUUCUGGUUCUGGACCUAAUUCUUCAGGAUCACAUGCGUAUCGUGCUAAAAUAUUAAGUAAAAAGGAAAAAAGCAUGGCCCAAGCAGUUCAUAGAAGCCAAUCAUCAUCAAGACAAUCAGCAUCAUGUCAAACGAACAAUGAUAUUUUCACCUACUUACGACGUGCAAAAAGAAGCUUAUCAGCUCCACGAAAGCGUGAAGGCUCUGUUGAGAGUGUAAAACUUACACCACAAAUGCAAGAGAUGAAAAUCUCAUUACUUGAAAAAGAAAAUUAUGAAUUAUCCAAUAAAAGUAAUGGCAACGACGAAAAAAAUGUACUUUUAGAACAUAAUUUGAAACGAUUUGAAGAAGAAAGGCGUCAAUUUGAAAUGGAAAAGCUCAAAUUUCUUGAAGAUAAACGUGAAUUAGACAGAUUAAGGUUGCAACGAUUUGAACGAUAUAAAAGAGAAUUAGAAGCAAAACGUUUAGGAAUAAGACCUAAUUAUGAUAUUGACAAUCCAAAUGACUACAUGGUAGCCAGGAAAAUUAUAAUUGAUUAUAAAGUCAACGAGAAUUUGCAUUCGCAAGAAGCGCAGGAAUCAGGAUCAGAAAGUGAACAAGAAAUCACGGUCGUAGAAAAUUUACAGACAUCAGUAAACGAAAAUAAAUCUAAAGAAUGCCAAAAUGAUAAUGAGGAAAUAGUGUGUAAAAAUGACAAAAAUGAUAACGAAAUUGGGGAGUGUAGUAAGAAUGUUCAGCAAAUAGCCCAAAGUCACCUUAACGGAAAGGAAAUGCUUAACGGUGUAGAAAAAUCAAAUGAUAGAAUAGUACCAGAAAUAGAAAGAAAAAAUAAAGACAAUAAGGAGUACGAAAAAAAUGAUUUCGAUGACAUAAUUCCAAUGCAUUUUUGGCCAUUAUGUAUGCUAUUAUACAAUGAAUUUCGCCACAUAUGGAAAGAGCAUAAAAAGUUAUAUUCAUCCGAAUGGCAUCACAUUUUAUAUGAAUUGAAAAAGUGCAUAUCGGAGUUGCUAAUGCUCAUGAUGCUUUGCGGGACAGGUGGAAUAAUUUUACACUACAUUGAAGGAAAUUUUGAAAUGCUUAACAAAACAGGAGUAAAACGAGUAAAAAGAGAUUUUAUCGAUCAAUUGUGGCUGUCGAGUCAUAAUUUAAGGGAAGAAGAUUGGAAAUCGAUGGCACGUAUAAGACUACGAAAGUUUGAGGAGGAGCUGCAAGCGGCAAUUGAAGGAGGUAUGAUCACGUACAGCGGUCAUACAACAUGGAAUUUUGUAAAUGCAGUACUAUACUGUCUCGAUAUUUCUACCACAAUCGGUAAGCCAAAAAAUGCGGAAGCAUGUGGAUAUGGCCACAUAAGUCCUCGUACUGUGAGCGGUCGCAUCGUAACAAUCGUUUAUGCCAUUAUUGGUAUUCCUAUUUUUCUCAUUCUUCUUGCUGACUUUGGUAAACUCUUUACACGGAUAAUCAAAUUCUUAUGGGUUUUCGUAAGACGACUUUAUUAUACAGGUUCUUGUAGAAAAGUUAGAAAAACAGCACCAGCACAAGAUAUGAUGCGUGGAUUAAAUGCAAUGUAUGAUAUUAUGAAGCGUCCUUCUUUAGCUUUUGAUCCCAAUGUUAUGAGAACUUUUCAGCAACAGCAAGAAAAUAGCAGAGGAGGCCCGCCUGGUGAAUCUCCAAUGACGCCUCUUCCAGAAAAUUUAAAGAAUUAUGAAAUCGACGACGAGUUUAAUUUGCCAAUUUCAGUUGCAAUUAUAAUGCUGGUUGGAUAUAUGAUUUUUGGAGCUGCAAUUUAUUGUAUUUUGGAAGAGGAUUGGACAUUUUUUGAAUCUUUCUACUUUGUGUUUAUUUCAAUUAGCACUAUUGGAUUUGGUGAUUUUGUUCCAUCACACCCACUUUACAUGAUGGCUUCAAUUUUAUAUCUCAUUUUUGGUCUUGCACUGACAUCGAUGUGCAUAAAUGUGGUUCAAGUGAAAUUGAGUGACCACUUUAAACAAGCUAGCAGCAAAAUAAUAGGACUUCAUUUUGCAGAAGCGGCAUCGCAAGGCUCCGUUCCACAAUCAGCAGAGCUGCAAUCAAUACAAUCAACAAAUUUGAAUGAAAACUCUCAACCGACAAAUGUCAUUAUUGCUGACAAAAACACAAAAAACACAAACUCAACAAUGCUGUGAACAAUCUGUGUAUAAAAUAAAAUAUAGACAAAAAUUAAAGUGUGAUGUGCUUUUUUAUUUGUUGACAAGUAUCGCAAUAUAUUUUUAACAAUCUGUACAGAAAGUGUCUAUCAAUAAAAUAAAAGAUGAUUAUAACAAAAAAGUUUAUUGAUGAUAAUGAUGGUUAUUUAAUGUCGG